Messenger RNA from Dunckerocampus dactyliophorus (ringed pipefish), 5213 nucleotides. RefSeq names its product formin-2-like. The record is from RefSeq and is a predicted model, not a curated record. NCBI's taxonomy places the organism in Eukaryota, Metazoa, Chordata, Actinopteri, Syngnathiformes, Syngnathidae. Gene Ontology annotation, cellular component: nucleus; cytoplasm; endoplasmic reticulum membrane. Bases 380 to 4681 code for a protein of 1433 amino acids. Gene Ontology annotation, biological process: intracellular transport; actin nucleation. The transcript has 19 exons. Gene Ontology annotation, molecular function: microtubule binding.
GCUUUAUUCCUCUCGGGUAUUAUUUAUCCUUUUCCUUGGCUAUGCUUCAGUUCUUCAUCUUCAUCUUCAUGCGUGUGGACUGAGCUCAUGCAGUGCUUGCGUCACGCUUUUAAGCAGAUGGAGAGGAGGGGGAGGGGACAUCACAGAGGGGAAAAAAGGGAAGGCGGUGGCCUGAAUCAGCGUCAGCAUCAGAACCACACAAACCAUCAUCACCAGACACCAGUGUUGAUCUGCAGGAAUACUCACACAAUAUGGAAUAUAGAAACUAAGAAGCUCCGGUAGAGCUUUCUUCAUCGCAGGCUAAAAGGUUUUGUUUGUCCAUUUGGAGGUGGAUACGCUCACAGACAUGACCUGAGACCGCCUGACAUUUUGCAUCAAUAUGGGCAACCAGGAGGCUAAGCAAAGAAGAGCUCCAGCAGCGUCUGGUAAUGGAAGCUACCCCUCAUUAGACGAGGGACUGGGCGAGGGAGGAGGGGACAUGACAAAGCGGGGUGGAAAGAAACACCACAGCAAAAAUGGAGGUAAAGUCACAGAGGCGGGAGGGAGAAUGCAUGGUUCAGGACCAGGCAGGAAGAAAAACAAAUACGAGUCCAAGUCGUCUGUUUUCUCUAUCCGGAAAAGAAAGGCUCAUCUCAAAGGGAAGGGGGAUGCAUGCUCUUCAGUAGCAGGCUCAAGUGAGGAUGUGCUAACAUCUCGAUAUGAUGACCUGACAAGCAAUAGAACACCUGAUCUGUCUGCAGAUGAGUUGGGACAGUCAGACGCUGAUGCAGGGCUCUUGGAAAGAAAGAAGAAGCAGGCUGGAGAGCAGAAACCUCACCAAGCAUCGGUUGCAGCCUCUCCUACACAGAAUGGAGAGCAGAAGGCAGGGAGUUCUAGUUCUGACACUGACAUUUACAGCUUCCACUCAGCAGCAGAGCAGGAGGACUUGCUAGCAGACAUUCAGCUUGCUAUCAGGCUCCAACACCAUCAUGGAGGUCUUGACUUAGUUGCUGAGGCAAACAUGCAACAUGAAAGUCAUUUGAGUUGCGUAGGAGAAGGGGAGACAACGUCCAUUAAGGGACUCAUACAAUCACCCCCUGCUGAAACACUUGAAUUAGAGCUUGGAUCCGAUGCACUGUUUUUGCUAGAGGAGGGAAGUGAGAAAGUCGCAGGAUUACACUUUUCUUCGUCCACAGACGUACCCAAAAGAAAGGAACACGGGGAGCUGGAGGAGCAUCAAGAGAUGAAUGAGCAUGGAAAGGAGAAAAAGUCUUCUGUCAGUGGUAUGACAAAAGACCAGCACGCCUGUCUGCAGCAGUCCCCUCCCACAGCCAUCACCAUAGCUACACUUCGCCCAGUUACCAUGACAACUAGCAGCAACAGCCUCCCCGAUCCUACACUGGACAGCACGAGUCAAAGCCCAGCAUGGCAGCAGGAAGCAGGAGGUGAAAUGAAUGAGGAGCACUGGGGGCCUCCUCUUCAUCAUCUUGCAGACAACAACAAUACAAGCAGUCAUAGCAUGGAGAGGAUGAUUUCAGGGACACCAUUUGAAGAAGGUGAGAAUGAUUGUGGCAUGGUUGCAAGUGCCGAGUGCUUGAGUACUGUGUUGGAACCAAGCCACCAUGCUUCCCCCUCCAACCAACAGAGCAGGAGAAGCAGUGUUUGCUUAACACCUUCCCAAGGGAGCCCUGCAUUGGCCAAACACAUUCUCAGGUCCAACCACUCCUCUUCUAACCCUGUGGUGAAACCCUACCCUCCCAUCUUCCCCUCCUACAUUAAAACCACCACCAGACAACUCAGCUCCCCAGGACACUCACCAGCUCUGUCCCCAUCCCUCAGCCCCAUGUCUCCACGAAGAGCCCAUCAUCACUUCCAAAGGAUGAUGGGGGGUAGUCACCAGGUCCCAAGGCAGCGCUCCCAAAGCAUCACCGGGCCUCUGAGUCGCUCGGCUGACUGGACAGAAGAGCUUGAGAGGAGAAUGGGGUGCAAGGAUGAAAAUGGUGGACGCUCUGUGGAUUUAGAAGAAUUCAGCUACAGAGGUGGAGGAAGUCAGCCCAUCUGUGCUACGAGGAGAUCUUCCUGUGGACAGGUUUCUCCUUGCAGUUUUCAGGAUGUUUUCACAGGUAGAACCCUCCUGGAGAAACUAUUCCUGCAGCACCAGCAGGAGGAGCCAGAGGAAGCUGAGAGGUUCUGCUCCAGAAUCUUGGCCAUGGGUCUUCUUCUGCCUUUUACGGAUUGCUUCAGACAGCAGCUGGGAGGCAGCACUGCACACAUCACCAGUACCGGACCAGCCAAAUUCGAUCAUGACCAGCUGUAUAAAUGGGCAGCUGUUAACCAGCCACCCAUUUCUCUUGACCAUCUUGAGGGGAAGCUACCAGGUAACCUCAAAGACUCCUGCCCUCCAGCCAGGCCGAGUGGAGAGCAGACUGGAAUCCGAUCCACAAAUCCAGGAAUCUUGGGUUUGAGGCAGCAACAAAACGAGAGCCAGCAUUGCCAGGAUGAGGUUUUCCUAAAAACAGUAAAACUGAAGGAAAAACAUGUCAAUGUCAUCCAACAACUGGAGAAAACCAUUGAAGACCUCAGGACCAAGAUUGCUGAGCUGGAGCGGCAGCCUCUGCUGCCGGACACAGACGUAAAACCUACUAAUUGCGACAAGGAAUGUGGAGGGGAAGGAGGUCUCUUUAGGGCUGUGUGUGAUGCUCACCUUCAGACUGAAUCAGCUCAGGUUCUGGGCUGUCUUGAGGCCAAAUCAGUGCAAACUUCACCAAUGGGUGACAGCUUUAAGUUUAAAGUGCCUUGUAGUGAACCAGGUGGAGUAAAUGGCCUGCAGUUGCCAUUCAGACAAUGUUCAUGUCAGCAACAACCCCAGUCUGUACCAAGUGGGACACCUCCUCUUUUGCCAGGACAACCAGCAGUAUCCAUACCAGUAGGGUCAAUACCAGCCCCACCCCCUCCUCCUCUUCCUCCUGGUAGUGUUGCUCCAUCCUCGCCUCCUCUUCUCCCUGGUGCUCCUGUGCCACCCCCACCCCCACCUCCUCUUCCUCCAGGUAGUGUUGCUCCAUCCUCUCCUCUUCUUUUCCCUGGUGGUUGUGUAGCACCCCCACCCCCUCCCCCUCCUGGUUGUGUUGCUCCACCCCCAGCUCCACCCCCACCUCCUCCUCUUCAUGGUGGUGUAGCACCACCCCCACCCCCACCCCCUCCCCUCCCUGGAGGAAUUUGUGCACCUCCACCUCCAGCCCCUGGCUGUGGGCCUCCUCCACCCCCUCCUCCUCCAGGAGCAAUCUGUGUUCCUCCACCUCUUCCAGGAGUUUGGGGCUCCUUGCCUCCUCCUCUGCCGUUGGAGCUGUAUACGCUGGGCCUGACUCAAGAGAAGCCGCCCAAGAAAGCAGUGGUGGAGCCUCCCAGACCCAUGAAGCCACUCUAUUGGACCAGAAUACAGCUACAUACCAAAAAGGAAAUAUCUACCGAGUCCGUGUGGGAGACCAUAGAAGAGCCCGAUGUGGACUUUGAGGAGUUUGUGGAGUUGUUUUCCAAAACAGCCGUCAAGGAGAAGAAGCAGCCACUUUCCGACACAAUCACCAAGUCCAAGGCCAAACAGGUUGUAAAGCUCCUAAACAACAAACGAUCUCAGGCUGUAGGAAUCCUGAUGUCCUCACUGCAUCUUGAUAUGAAAGAUAUCGAACAUGCCAUCUUGAAUUUGGACAACACAAUAGUUGACCUGGAGACCCUGCAGGCACUGUAUGAAAAUAGGGCUCUGCCAGAGGAGCUGGACAAGAUCGAGAAGCACAUGAAAUCCACAAAAGACAAAGAGAAUGCUAAACCUCUGGACAAACCUGAGCAGUUUCUUUACCAGCUCUCCUUGAUUGCCAACUUUUCUGGCCGAGUCUUUUGUAUCCUCUUCCAGUCAAGCUUUUGUGAGUGCAUGUCAUCCAUAAUGAAGAAACUGGAUACAUUGCUGAGGGUAUGUCAGGUGUUGCAGGACAGUGAAAAGGUGAAACAGAUUCUAGGUCUGGUCCUGGCUUUUGGAAAUUUCAUGAAUGGAGGAAAUCGUACAAGAGGCCAAGCUGAUGGUUUCACCCUUGACAUCCUUCCCAAACUCAAAGAUGUCAAAAGCAGUGACAGCAUGAAAAGUCUUCUGUCGUACAUCGUUACGUACUACCUGAGGAACUUUGACGAGGAUGCUGGAAAAGAGACUUGUGUUUAUCCUCUCCCUGAGCCUCACGAUUUAUUCCAGACUUCACAGAUGAAGUUUGAAGACUUCCACAAAGACUUGACUCGACUCAGAAAAGACUUGAGAGCAUGUACCUCAGAGGUGGAACGGGUGUGCAAAGCUUCAGCUGAAGAUAACCUGCAGCCUUUCAAGGUCAAAAUGGAGGAUUUUCUUUCACAAGCUAAACAUGAGCUUGAGACACUGGAAAGUCAUCUGAGCAGCACACACAAAUUGUUCCUGGAGCUCACAGUGUUCUAUUCAGUAAAGGCAAAGAGUGGAGAGAAGGAAGUUUCACCAAAUACUCUUUUCUCUAUCUGGUAUGAAUUUUCGUCUGACUUCAAGGACCUGUGGAAGAAGGAGAACAAAGCUAUUCUUAAGGAGAGGUUGAAAGUAGCAGAGGAGUGUUUCCGCCAAGCCAAAGAGAAGGCUUCCUACAGUGUCAAACCCAAACAUGCCACAGGAAUUAAAGCCAAGCUUGGCAUGAAGAUAUGACUUUGAAAGAGCGUUUGCGUUUGGGUUCCUGGUUCCUGGGUUCCAGAGCUGGUGCAGUGAUGAACUUGCUGAUAUGACAAAGAAUGCACCAUCCACUCAUGUCAUGUCAUCCACUCUGCCGGCUGCAAUAUGAUCAUGAAGAACUGAUAUUUAAAUGGUUGUAACUUGUGUGUUAAAUUAUACUUGUGAAAAAGCAUCACUCAAUCAUGCAGUCAGCACUUCACCUCACAAGCUGGAGGAACAACGAUUUAAACAUGAAUAAGUUCUUGUGGAGGUGAGAGAACUCUCAAAAUCUGUUUGAAUAUUUUUAAGAAAUGUGAAAUACUAAAAUGUAUUAAAGAUGACAUUGGGCCUCAUUCUCCAACAGAAAACUGUGUGCUUGAUUGUUAUUGUUGUUAAUUAUGCACUUUUCAAGAAUCCUGUGGUGCUUCUCCAGAAAUGCUCCAUAAGGUUGAACUUUCAAGGACGUUGGCAGACUUCUUUGAUGUAGUGAAUGAGUGUCUUCCAAGAACAGAGGAACCCAAGAUGCGAG